CGGCCCCGGGGCGGGUCGGCGCCUUUGUGUGAGCCGAGCCGGGAUGUGCGGGGCAGCGGCCGGAGCCCCUUGCCCUGCCACUCUCUGGAUGCCAAACGCCUCCUGCUCCCGCAGCUGCUGAAUGCGUGAAGAAGAAGCUGACCCAGGAGCAGGACUCUCAAGCAGCUAAGAUGGGCAUGAGGAUCAAGCUGCACAGCACCAACCACCCCAACAACCUGCUGAAGGAGCUCAACAAGUGCAGGCUCUCCGAGACCAUGUGUGACGUUACCAUCCUGGUGGGCAGCCGCUCCUUUGCCGCACACAAGGCUGUGCUGGCCUGUGCUGCAGGUUACUUCCAGAACCUCUUCCUGAACACGGGGCUGGAUGCUGCCAGGACCUACGUGGUGGACUUCAUCACCCCGGCCAACUUCGAGAAGAUCCUCAGCUUCGUGUACACCUCCGAGCUCUUCACGGACCUCAUCAACGUGGGGGUCAUCUACGAGGUGGCCGAGAGGCUGGGCAUGGAGGACCUGCUGAGGGCUUGUCACUCCACCUUCCCCGACCUGGAGAGCUCAGCCAUCCCCAAGCAGCCCUCGCUGUCCAUGAGCGAGGGGCGGUCGGGGCCUCUGAGCAGCACAUCCUCGGAGCAGAGCCAUUCCCUGGGUGACAUCCGCAGCACUGGGGAGCACUUUGGUCCAGAGAGGAAUUACAUCUUGCAUGGGGAAGCAGCCGGUGGCUACAAGGAGGAUGAGAGGACCACAGUGAGUGAGAGCAGCCAGACCCUUCCCUUACUGCACCCGCAGCCGCCCCCCAAGACGGAGCAGGAACCGGAGCAAGGGCAGUUUGCUCUCGCCCCCAGCAUGGUGACCCAGCCCGUGGGCAUCGUCGCUCAGAGCACCGCAGGCUCCUGCCAGCAGUACAAGGUCCAGAGCAAUGGUGACUACAGCAAGGGCAGCUUCUUCACUGCUGAUCCCUCCCUGGACGUCUCCACGGGGAGCAACUCGUGUCCCAGCAACAGCGAGCACUGCAAGGAGCCAGGCUUCGGGCACAUGGACGAGCUGCAGCUGGAGGACCUGGCCGAGGACGAGCUGCACUUCGAGGAUGCCAGCGAAGAGCUGGCGCCGUCGGAAGAGGUCAUCGAGCUGAGCGACGACAGCGACGAGGAGCUGGCGUUCGAGAGCGACAGCAGGGACAGCAAGGCCAUGCCCUGCCAGGUGUGCAAGAAGGUGCUGGAGCCCAACAUCCAGCUCAUCCGCCAGCACGCCCGGGACCACGUCGACCUCCUCACCGGCAACUGCAAGGUGUGCGAGACCCACUUCAAGGACCGGAACUCCAGGGUCACCCACGUCCUGUCUCACAUUGGCAUCUUCCUCUUCUCCUGCGACAUGUGCGAGGCCAAGUUCUUCACCCAGUGGCAGCUGAGCCUGCACCGACGGGAGGGGGUGUUUGACAACAACGUGGUCGUGCACCCCAGUGACCCCCUGCCCACCAAGGGCUCCAUGUUCGGCGCCGGAGCGGAGCUCUCCUGUGCCGCAUGCGGGAAGCCUCUGGCCAAGGAUUUCCACUCCGUCCGCAACCACAUCCUGGAGCACGUGCACCUGAAGAGCCAAACGUGUGGUGUGUGUGACCAGCGGCACCUCAGCCUCUGCAGCCUCCUGUGGCACGGCCUGGCCCACGUCGGCGUCUCCGUGUUCUCCUGCUCCGUGUGCGCCAGCAGCUUCGUGGACCGGCAGCUGCUGGAGAAGCACUUGGCCGUGCACCAGAGCGCGGAGGAGGCUCUGCUGCGGUGCCGCUUCUGCGGCCAGAGCUUCAAGCUGGAGGCCGCCUACCGCUACCACGUCAGCCAGCACAAGUGUGGCAGCAGCCCCGACCUGCGCCCGGCCUUCGGUGAGCGCCUGCAGCACCAGGGUCUGCCCAAGAGGAAGGUGCCGGAGGAGUUCCUGAGCGAGGAGCUGGCGCUGCCCAACCAGCCGGGCAACAGCAAGUACAGCUGCAAGGUGUGCGGGAAGAGGUUCGCCCACACCAGCGAGUUCAACUACCACCGGCGCAUCCACACCGGGGAGAAGCCCUAUCAGUGCAAAGUGUGCCACAAGUUCUUCCGCGGGCGCUCCACCAUCAAGUGCCACCUGCGGACGCACUCGGGGGCCCUCAUGUACCGCUGCACGGUGUGCGGGCACUACAGCUCCACGCUCAACCUGAUGAGCAAGCACAUCGGGGUGCACAAGGGCAGCCUGCCGCCGGACUUCACCAUCGAACAGACUUUCAUGUACAUCAUCCAUUCCAAAGAGGCGGAGAAGAGCUCCGAGAGCUGAUGGGGGCAGCGGGGCCGGCGCCGGAGCCGCGCAGGAACUGGCACCGUCUGUGUCGUGGUCAGGAGAUGGAAACCUCCUUUUCCCCCUGUUUUGUUGGUUUUGGGCCUUCGUAGCGAGUGGUGGCGUUGUCCGAGUGAGCAGCAUCCCUGCUCCGAGCAGUGCGUCGUGGUUACUUACCUCUGGUCCCGUAGAGGCCCUCGAGUCCUGUGUUUUAGCGUUUACUCACUAGGUUUUGGAGUCUAGAUGCUUUCCUUUGGGAGCCCUGUAGCCCUCUUGGCCUGGCUUCAGCCUCCAGUCGAGCUCGUCCACAAACCGAUGCUGCUAAGACUUUUCACACCUUGACCUCAGUAAGAGAGGGACAGAGCCCGAGCAGGAUGGUGCUGGACUGCAAGGGGAGGAGAAGGAAGCGGAAUCAGACCCGUGCUGGGCAUCAAUGGGGUCCUGCUGCUAUGGCGAGGAGACGAGCAGAGGCCACAUCACAGCAUCCCCGAGGUCCCCAGUGUGAGGGGUUCCUGGUGGGAAGCCCCCGGGAUGGUGCCUGUGGCAUCCUCCAGGACACCCCAUCCCUGGAGGAGGAGCUGCAGGGGUGACCCUGGGUGGAAGGAAGGAGGCAGCAGCAGCAGAGGGAGCAGGUUGGGGCUGUGGGAUCAGGUGUGAUGGCAAAGAACCAUGGAAUGCUUCGGGUUGGAAGGGACCUCAAGGCUCCUGCAGCUCCAGCCUGGCCUUGAGCCCUGCCAGGGAUGGGGCAGCCCCAGCUCCUCUGGUCAUCACAUUCCAAGUGCUUCCUCCUUGUCUCCAGCCUGGACUUGGUCCCCUCUGACCCCCGACCCACAGACGGUGCUGAUGCCCCUCAUGUCCCAGUGCUGGCAGCUCCAGGGAGCAGCAGCACAGAUCCCAUCGGACAAGGCUGGGAUGAAGCUGUUGCCUUAACCCGCGGGCAGGUACCUGUGAGGCUGCUGCGGAUCCUGGACGUGUCCCAUCCUCCUGCUCCAUCCGUGGGCAGAGCAGCUCCAGGAGCAGCAGCACUGACGUGAGCCUGAGCUGGCUCCUUCCACCAGGAAGGGCUGGGGCUGCCUCUUCCCUGUGUUAUCCUGCUGUGCAGAGCUGGGGGAACCAGGAUUUCCCAUGCCUGCCCUUCGGUAACUACCUCACAAACAGGAAGCACUUGGGGCUUUCAAGCCACAGCAGAAGUGGCUCCUGUGCUCCUGCUGUUCCAAACGAAACUGCUGAUUGCAGACCCUGGAAGCUCAUCCCCCCUAUUCCCCUUGGAAGGGACCAGGAAUGGCACAGCCUGGAUGUGUGGUUAGAGCCUGGAAUUCACACCCCCCCCCCUCAGCUUCACCUCAUUGCCUCAGUUUCCUCAUCUGUAAAAUGAGGAUGGUGACACUUGUGGUCCUGACCUACCUCCAGGGAGUGUGGUGGAGGAUGCUCCUACCUGCACCAGGGAGCAAGGGAUGAUGCUUGUCCUUGGGAAGCAGCAGCCUCCAUCCAUCCCAUCCUUCCCAUCCUUCCCAUCCAUCCCAUCCAUCCCAUCCUUCCCA
Melopsittacus undulatus (budgerigar) is the source of this 3832-nucleotide messenger RNA. RefSeq names its product zinc finger and BTB domain containing 39 (gene ZBTB39). The record is from RefSeq and is a predicted model, not a curated record. The transcript has 2 exons. The coding region runs from base 171 to 2291 and encodes 706 amino acids. Lineage: Eukaryota; Metazoa; Chordata; Aves; Psittaciformes; Psittaculidae. Gene Ontology annotation, molecular function: protein binding; DNA-binding transcription factor activity, RNA polymerase II-specific. Gene Ontology annotation, cellular component: nucleus. Gene Ontology annotation, biological process: regulation of transcription by RNA polymerase II.